Molecule: messenger RNA, 1306 nt
Organism: Nomia melanderi (Alkali bee)
Lineage: Eukaryota; Metazoa; Arthropoda; Insecta; Hymenoptera; Halictidae
Source: RefSeq, a predicted model, not a curated record
GGUGGUAGUUCAGCGGAUACGGACUCGGAUAGCGAAUAGUGGCUCAGUUUGCUUUCGUUCGUCCUUGUGGAGAGUUCGGCAGAGCACGUGCAGGCGCGUGGUUCACGCACGUUGUGCACCGUAUUCUUGUUAUUCUUCUUCGGUCCCCAUUUGACUCUCUGCUCUCCGGGUUCACGUAAUAAAACCCACUGGAUUACACACCGCUUGCACGUCUCUACCCCGUCAUCGCGUGUGAAUGUGGUCGUGAUACACGGAGGUCAGUGAUCAAGGGAUAUACGCUCUGUCGGAGGGUUGCUCCGAUUAAGUGUCCAGUUUGUCCACUGCAGGAUGAGUGCGAUGACACGGAGUUGGUUCCUGUGCAGUUUAUUCUUUCUGGGAUACGUUCAAGAAUGCUGGCAGCUCGUGAUAAAAAGCGUGAACGUACCGGCAACGGUGAAGGCCGGCGACACAGAUUACGUGAUACUGGACUGCGACUACGAUCUUGAGAACACGCGCAACGAUGGGCUGGUCGUGAAAUGGUUCUUCAACACGAACGACUUGGUCUACCAAUGGAUACUCGGGAUGAGCCCAUUGGCCGGCGAGCUCACGAACAACUACGUCGACCUGACGUACGAAGCCAGCAACAAUUCGUACACCAAGCACCGAGCCAUGAAAUUGAAUAAGCCUGGUAUCGAUCUUACCGGCGACUACACGUGUGUCAUAUCCACUUUCGAGGACGAAAAGUCCGCGAGUGCGUCCAUGGUUGUGUACUCAACCGAGGAGAAAUUCGAUCUUGUAUAUAGAAAGAAAACCAUAGAUGAUAAGGAUGUAGUGGUGAUAACGUGCAUAGCAGAAGGGUUAUUUCCAGAACCCACUCUGGAUAUAUCCAUCGAGGGUCUUCCGGAAAAGCAAACAGAGAAGCCCAGCGUUACGGUGCGCAAAGAUGGACUGUACGAUAUCUUAUCACGAACGGCCUUGCUGGACGAAGAUUUACCGGAAGCGGCGAUUGUCAAAUGCUUGCUGGGUAUACCGAAGGCGAACUACAACGUUUCCCACAAAACCGUCUACUAUCCCGGACCGCCUACUACCACUUCAACCGCUACAACGAAGCUGCUGCACAUAAUGGAGAACCAAGCGCUAGACAACUCAGAGCCUGGCGAUGGUGGUGGAAUCUACGCGCGGUAAAUAAGGUCCGUAGAAACGCUAACGGCUUCCAGAGAAAUGAAAUACAAACAACCAUUGAAUAAAUGUGCCAGGAGUAUACUUUAGCUCCAGAAAAGAUCUUUUCUUCCAUUAAACAAUUUCAUUCAACAUUACGCUUGACGAG